This is a messenger RNA of Acipenser ruthenus (sterlet), 2076 nucleotides long. RefSeq names its product E3 ubiquitin-protein ligase TRIM39-like. Lineage: Eukaryota; Metazoa; Chordata; Actinopteri; Acipenseriformes; Acipenseridae. The transcript has 6 exons. Gene Ontology annotation, molecular function: zinc ion binding; protein binding. Bases 391 to 1884 code for a protein of 497 amino acids. The record is from RefSeq and is a predicted model, not a curated record.
CAGCCGGUACAGGGAACGCCAGAUUUUCAAAUUGUUUCCUCCAGUCUUGAGUAGGCUCUUGAUAAAAAACACCUGUUUCUUUUUACUUGCUCCAAACAACUAAAUAGAAUUCAUUUUUUUUAAGCAGUCUUAGUUGUGUUUCUGUGGUUGUAACCCCAGUGCUUGGAUAAUACUAAGCAAGAUCUACAAAGAGUUUGCAUUUGUGAAAACGCCACAUUUUUAUAAAAUAAUAGCUUGUGUUAAAAAAAAGAAACAUUCAAUAUUCCACUUGCAAAACUAUUCUUUAAUUACAGGAUUCAUUUGCAGCACUUGCUAAACAAACACAGCCUUCAGAUACACAGCCCAAAGUUCAGCUGGCUGGAAAAAUCAGGUACUGUAGCCACACCCAGAAUGACAAUGAAAAAAGUGCACUCUCUUUCAGACUACAACACUCACAACAGAAAACAGACUGAGAGAAUGGCUACUGGAAAAACCUUAGAGGAACUGCACAGUGAGCUCACGUGUUCAAUCUGUAAAGAGCUCUUCAAUGAGCCUGUCAUUUUGGAGUGCGGUGAUCACUUUUGCAGGAACUGCAUCAGCCAGCUCUGGGGGAAAAAUAAAGGCAGUUUCUCUUGUCCUCGGUGCAGCGCCUUGGUAGAAAGGAGCCUCCGGCCCAACCUGCUUCUGACUAACGUUGUGGACAGCGUGAGGCGGUCGAGAGCGGAGGCCCUGCAUGCAUCUCUGAAGGAGACUAAGUGCGAAGAGCACAGAGAGGAGCUGAAGCUGUUCUGUGAAGAUGACCAGAGAGCGAUCUGUGUGGUGUGCGGCUGCUCCAGGGAGCACAAAACCCACAAUGUUAUACCCAUCAAGGAAGCCUUCCAGACCUACAAGGAGAAGUUAUCAAAGUCCCUGUGGAGAAUUCAACAGCAAAUACAAGAAGCCACUCAGUUAAAGGCAGAAGUAGACCAGAAGAGAUUAGCCCUAAAGGAGCAGGCUGAAAGCCUGGAAGUGCAGAUUGAAGAUGACUUUACUAAACUUCACCAGUUCCUGGAUCAGGAAGAAGGGGUUCUGAUUAGUAAGCUACGGAAAGAGGAAGAGGGGCUCCGGAAACAACUGGAUGAAAACGGGAGCUAUGUUACAGCAGAAGUGAGCAGAUUGGAGCAAGCAGCCAGAGAUCUGGAAAAUAAACUGACACUCCAGGAAACCCCUGAGUUACUUAAGGAUAUUAAACAUCUCCUCCGUAGGACGGAGGUGAAGUUUCAGAAACCAGAAGAGGUUUAUGUUAGCCUGCAGGCUGGAGAAUAUAUGGGACCUCUCCAGUACAGAGUGUGGAAGAAGAUGAAAAGCAUCCUUAAUCCAGUUGCCUCCCCAGUGACUCUGGAUCAAGACACUGCACACCCCCAGCUUAUUGUAUCAGAUUCUCGGACCAGUGUCAGAGUGGGAGACACCAUCCAAGCUCUCCCAGACAAUCCAGAAAGGUUUACCAAGUAUCUCAUUGUCUUGGGCUCUGAGGGUUUCGUGUCUGGGAGACACUACUGGGAGGUGGAGGUGGGUGACAAAAUCGAGUGGGAGCUGGGUGUGGCCAGAAAGUCUGUCAAAAGGAAAGGGGAGAUUACCGCCUCCCCAGGGAAUGGAUUCUGGCGCUUGAUUCUGAGGAAUGGCAAUCAGUAUCAGGCUUGUACCUCACCCCCGAUCCGCUUAUCUAUGAAAGUCAAGCCCAGGAAGAUUGGAGUGUUCCUAGACUAUGAAGGCGGGCAGGUGUCGUUUUACAAUGCAGAUGACAUGGUCCAUCUCUACACUUUCACUGACACUUUCUCUAAAAAAAUCUACCCUUACUUUUAUCCUGGUGACAACGAAGGGGGUAAAAAUAAGGCGCUCAUGAAAAUCUUUACCCCUCAGUUAUAAACCGAGAUUCCCAUCUGCUGUGCACAAGUCUUUUUUUUUUACUCUGUACUGUAAAGGCAAAUUAAAAUUUGUAUUCAAAAGUUGCAUUUAAAUAUGAUAUCUGAAAAAUAAAACAUGUAUACCGUAUACACACACGAUCACAUUGUAAUGUUUUCACUGUAAUGUAUUAACAUGGAGGAAAUACUGUUACUA